This is a messenger RNA of Grus americana (Whooping crane), 1735 nucleotides long. RefSeq names its product centrosomal protein 20 (gene CEP20). Gene Ontology annotation, molecular function: protein binding. Gene Ontology annotation, cellular component: centrosome; motile cilium; ciliary basal body. Lineage: Eukaryota; Metazoa; Chordata; Aves; Gruiformes; Gruidae. The record is from RefSeq and is a predicted model, not a curated record. Bases 109 to 645 code for a protein of 178 amino acids. The transcript is spliced from 5 exons. Gene Ontology annotation, biological process: cilium assembly; microtubule anchoring.
GGCGUGGCCGGCAGGCGCCCGCUCCCGCCUCCCAGCGCCGCGCCUGCGCGGUGGCCGCCCGCCGCCGCCGGGCUGUGGCAUCCGGGGCCUCGUCGCGGCCGUUGAGCGAUGGCGACGGUGGCGGAGCUGAAAGCAGUUUUAAAGGAUACACUGGAAAAAAGAGGUGUUCUUGGACAAAUAAAGGCAAGGAUCAGAGCUGAAGUUUUUAAUGCACUGGAUGACCAAAGCGAACCACGGCCACCACUGUCUCAUGAAAAUCUCUUAAUCAACGAACUAAUUCGUGAAUACCUGGAAUAUAACAAAUAUAAAUACGCAGCAUCUGUUUUAACUGCAGAAUCUGGCCAGCCUGCAGUGCCCUUGGAUAGACAGUUUCUUGCCAAAGAGCUGAACAUAGCUGAAGACGCAAAUGGAAAAUCAGUCAGACCUCUCUUGUAUGGAAUUCUCUCUCAUUUCUUACAUGGUGGUAAAGAAGGAAGUACCCAGAAUACCCUUCCAAAAGUGUCUUUGCUGAAUUAUCCAAAGCAAAACUUUGGCAAACCACCUUCUGAGAGAAGUCAAAAAGUUUCAGAUAGAAUUCCAGAACCAGGAAGGAUGGCUGGCACGAGCAUCGAAGAGCCCCUUGUUUUACAAAGUAUAAACAGAUGAUGUCUUUCACAUGCUAAUUCCUCAUGUAAACUUCUGCAAGAGUUCAUUUAGGAAAUUCUUCUUUGCAUAAGUGUCCCCAGUAUGUCCAGUGGGACCAUUUCGGCUUGUCAGACCUACCCAUGAGACAGGAUGACGGGGUCAUACUUACCGUUAAUGAAAAAAUUGUUAGCAAGGGCUCUUCCUCCAGUGCUCGCAGAAGGAAGACCGUAUCUGAAGUCACACUAGUGAAGCCUGUGUCUAGAAUUGGGCCUAGAAAUACUGGUUACAUUAUAAAAUUUUAUCACAUAACUUAGCAUUUCUGCACUUUCCUUACCAUGUUCUGUCUUUGUGUGUCUUCCCUGUGUUUUUUGAAUAAAUUUUUUCGGUUUUAUUCUGUGUUGUAUUUUGAAAGUCUUCAAACUAAGCAUUUUAAUCAUUCUUCUUUAAGAAGAAGAAGCUGCUACUUUUGGAUAAGUAUGGGAAAAUAAAUUUGAAUAGAAGAGUGCUUUAGAGGAAUAGUUGCUUUUAAUUCUCCGGAAAUGAGGACUAUAUUUAUCUUCAUGCCAACAAACAAAUCAGGGUAAGUCUUUUCCAUCUGGAGUUGCUAUAAAUUGUACGGUGUAACACUGAGUGUAUGGGAGGGAGAGGAACUUCUGUUUUUUUCCCAAACAACAUGAAACUUCAAGUCAGGCAAACUAAAAAUAAAAAGUUGGUAAUAGAUCACUGAUUCUCAACUUUUUUUAGCUGAGGUACUUACAUGUUGUGAAAUGGUAAUUUACUUUAAAAGCCAGACUUGGAGAGGUACAUCAGAAAAUAACAGGUUAGCUAUUUUCUCUACAUUUUAACACGAUGUAUAGAUGUUAAUGUUUCCAGUGGUACUGAGAGGAGUUUUGUAUAAAUAAGUUUUUAGGGUUGCAUUCUUAAAAGUCUUAAUUGUUAGAUAAAUGGUACAGUAAGUGGGGAAAGAAGGGGAAGAGAACAGGCAGUUUGUGAGUUCAAGUGAAAGGACCCCGAGUUGUACAGACUGCAGAGUUUUGCCUUAGUCGUGAUUUGACCCAGUCAGCAUGACAGGUCAUUUUUAUUCUGACAAGCGGCCUCGCCUCUGCUCUGA